CACACGUUACAUUACUUUACAUCUUUGCCAUGGUAACGCUAGCGUCAGGGCCAUCUGUGACUAGAACCACCCGCAGCGGAGCCAGCGCUCGCGCUUCGCGGCUACCCUAUGGCACAUCAUCCAGGUCUCGACAUGUGAGGCCAGUACGUGCAGCAGCAGCAGAAUCUGAGGCUGUCCAGGCGCCAAAGGGCAGCACCAAGAUUGGCACCCUGUUUUCUGGCCUCGCGCGUCUGGGCACCGGCACCAUUUCAGUUAGGUCUAAGAAGGAGGAGAAGAAGGGAUCCUUCUCCAAGGAUGCUCGCGACGAUAACGUGGUGUUUGUGGCGGGGGCGACGGGGCGCACGGGAGCUCGUGUGGUCAGGGAGCUCCUCCAAAGCGGCUUCGUUGUGCGCGCCGGCGCUCGCGACCCCGAGGCUGCCCAGCAGUCGCUCACCGUUGCCCUCACGUACGGCAUCAUCAGCCCGGAGCAGGCCAAGCGGGUGACGGUGGUGCCCUUCGACCUGGCCAAUCCGGAGGGCUUUGAGGCCGCCAUCGGACCCGCUAACAAGGUGGUGAGUGCGGUGGGCGCCUCGGAGAGCGAGCUCAAGCUCUCCGCACCUCGCAAGGUGGACGGCGAGGGCAGUGUGGCCCUCAUCUCCCGCGCCGCCGAGCUGGGUGUGCGGCAGUUCCUGCUGGUCAGCAGCCUGGGCACCGGCAAGCUGGGCUUCCCCGCCAGCCUGCUCAACCUGCUGGGUGGGGUGCUCAGCUGGAAGCGCGAGGCGGAGAAGGCGCUGGAGAGCAGCGGCAUGCAGUACACCAUCGUGCGACCAGGCGGCAUGGAGCGCCCCACCGACGACUACAAGCGCACCCACAACCUGGUGCUGCGGCCCCGGGACUCGCUGUUCGGGGGGCAGGUGAGUCGCCUGCAGGUGGCUGAGCUGGUGGCUGCCGCCUGUCGCACUCCCUCCUCCGCCGCCAACAAGGUGCUGGAGGUGGUGGCGGAGGCGGGGGUGCCGGCGCGGGGGUUGGAGGAGCUGUUGGAGGAGGUGGCGCAGGAGAUCACACCGGAGGCCCAGCAGGCCAACCGCGAGGGGGUGGCUGCUGCUCGCACCGACCUGGCAGCGGCCCAGCAGCGCGCCUCCCAGGCGGCUGCAGCGCUGCAGGAGGCGGAGAAGCGGGCGGGGGAGCUGGCGGCACGGCUGAAGGAGGCCAAGGCCACGGAGGCUGCCGUACGCAAGGAGGUGGCUCCGGCGCUGCGGCAGGCUCGGCCGCUGGAGGCGCAGCUGGUUGCUGCGCGGUCUGCUGCGGAGGUGGCUGCACGGCGGGAGGCGGCAGCCAAGGUGGUGCUGGAGCGGGCACGCAAGGCGGCGGCGGCGGGGGUGCUGCUUGGGGAGAAGGAGCGGGCGGAGAUUGUGGCGGAGGUGAUGAACCCCAAGCCGCCAGCCGCCGAGGCAGCUGCCGCUGCUGCUGCUGCUCCCAAGAGCGGUACCGCUCAGCUGCUGGGCUUCUUCGGCAGGAAGCCUGAGCCAGCCGCGCAAGCGGCGGAUGAGGAGGCCGCUGCCGAGGCGGCGGCAGGUCAGCAGCAGGCUGAGGCGGCGGCGGUCAAGAAGGCCGCUGCCCCGCUGCCCCUGUUCGCCGGACUGUUUGGAAGCAGCGCCGCACCAGCUGCCGAGGAGGAGGAGGCGCCUGCUGCAGCAGCGCCUGAGGAGGCCCCGGCCCCGGGGGCUCCCGAACCCGCCCUGGCAGCCGCCAUCCGGAAGGUGCGCAGCGCCUCAGCUGCGCAGGCGGCGGCAGCAGGCGGGCAGCAGCAGGCGCCUGCAGCAGCCGCAGCCGCAACCCCCAAGCGGGCGGCGGCUGAGGAGCCGCCUGUGGUGCUGGCUACUGCUGAUGCGGCUGCUGAGGAGGAGGAGCAGCAGGAGGCCGGCAAACCGCUGUUUGACGUCGGGAGCUUCUUCGGUGGCUUCAUGAAGCGUGCGGAAGAGCAGCAGCAGCAGCGGGAGCAGGAGGAGCAGCGGCAACGAGAGGAGAGGGAGGCGGCAGCAGCGCAGCAGCAGCAGCAGCCGGUGUUGGCGGCGGCGGCGGCGCCGGUUGCAGUGGCACCACCUGCGGCAGCUGCUCCUGCAACCCCCGCUCCGAAGUCCUCGCCAGCCAAGCCGGCGGCGGCCCCCACUCCCGAGUCUGAGCAGGCUGCUCGGCGGCGUCAGGCGGUGGUGGAGGCCACCAAGGCAGCGCUGGCGGGCGGAGCUGCUGCCCCCGCUGCUGCUGCCCCCGCUGCUCCCACCCAGGAGGUCCCCGUAGCUGCUGCUGCUGCUGUGGUUGCGGAGAAGCAGCCCCAGGAAGAGGCCCCCGCUGCCCCUGCUGCUGCCCCUGCUGAGGCGCCGAAGCCUGCCGAGAACUCGGAUGAGGCCGCCAGCGACAAGGCCGAGGCACAGGCAUGGAUCGCGGCCUGGAAGGCUCGACAGGAGGCCUCCACCGCCUCCACCUCCUCAGCCACCCCUGGGGAGUCCGAGACGGAGGAGCGGGAGGCGGUGCUGGCUGGCAACCCAGUCUCCAAGUUCAUCACCACCAUUUUCAACUGAGCAGUUGGGAGGAAAGGAUGAGGGAGAGGUACAGAAGGCUGGGAAGAAGCGAGGAUGUAGUUUGUUGUGUUUCGCGGGCUGGUAGUAGUACCGGCAGUUCGGGGCGGGGAGAGGGGGCGCCGGAGCGUGGUUCGCUCAUGCCUUGCCCGAGAGGGGCUACAGGGAAAUACGUGAAGGGCAAAAGGCGUGGGUUGGGGCCGGGGAGGGCGUGUCCGCAUGACGUACUGGUUAUGUGGAGUGAGCGAUGGCUUGAUGUAUGCCCCCGGGUGCUGUCGCAUGGGUGUGGGGUAAGGCGCAGGAGGGCAGGGAAUGGGGAGCGGAGAGGGGAGGAGUGGUCAGAAGGAUGAGAGGAGGGGUUGGAGGGGUUCAGGAAGGGCAUCGCAUGGGAGGAGAGGAACGGUCGUACAGAGGGCCGGAGGAGGAGGCUCCGGAUGAGGGGGAUCAGGGGGGUGGAGCUGGGGAGCACGGGGCUCUGGGACCAGAAGAGAGAGCGCUAGAGGGUCGUCCUGAAGUAAAGGCACACGUCAAUUUUGACAGGCGCGAAGACGUGUGGCCGCAGUGGAGUGAAAGCGGGAGAGAUGUCAACACUUGCCUUUCCCUCCCUAGUUGUGUCUCCUAGUUUAAAACACGUUGGCUGUUGACAUUAGUGCGUAUCCGGCGGAUGGUUGUUGUCUGAAGAGGGGGAUGAAGGACCUAAGGCACUGUGAGGGGGUGCUUCAGCCAAAGUGCGCAAGGGAUAGGGGAGAGCUGCUAACACACCGGACGGGGCCCCCUGCGCGGGUUGCGGUCUAUGGUCGUAUCAACAUGGAGAGGCAAGCACAACGUAUAACUGUAAGCAUGGGGUAUGCACUCGUCCUGUUGUGGCUCCAGGGGUGUUGCAGGGCUGUUGCAAGGAGGGGCCAUGUGGGGAAAGAAGUCCCGUGACAGGGGCCAAGAUUGGGUUUGCAACUGCCACCGCCGCC
Molecule: messenger RNA, 3520 nt
Organism: Astrephomene gubernaculifera
Lineage: Eukaryota; Viridiplantae; Chlorophyta; Chlorophyceae; Chlamydomonadales; Astrephomenaceae
Source: the annotation of a GenBank genome assembly